Molecule: messenger RNA, 528 nt
Organism: Lactuca virosa
Lineage: Eukaryota; Viridiplantae; Streptophyta; Magnoliopsida; Asterales; Asteraceae
Source: the annotation of a GenBank genome assembly
AUGGUUAAUUCUGCUGCUAGCUCUCAAAACGUGGAGGAUUCGUCUGCUUUGGAUGUUGAUGGAUACAUUAUGGUUACAAAAAAAGCUGGAAAUAAUGGGAAAUUUGUCUCUAAUGGGAGUGGUAUAGUGGGUAAACAUCCUAAUGCUUCCAGGAACCAAAGAGUGAAUGGGAAUGGUGGGAUUAAUAAAAGGGGAAACUGUAACAGUCGAAAUAAUGGUAAAAAAGGUGAGAAUGGUAUAGGACAAGGAGGGAAUUUGAAUCGUGGGAGUGUUAGCCACUGGAAUUAUUCAACAAAACAAGAAUUUACUAUUACAAACAACAGAGCUAAUAACUUAGAUAAGCAGUGGCAAAAUGGGAAUGUUAGUGGGGAAGCUAUUAAACAAGGGAAAAGUGAGGUUAAGGGUAUGGGAAUGAAGGAAACCUUGAAGGAUGACACUAUUGGUAGUUCAAAGAACUGUUUUGAUGUUUUGAAAGAUAUUACUAGUGAGUUUGUGGACUGUAUGGAGGAAAAUAUUAGGUGCCAAUAG